This is a messenger RNA of Strigops habroptila (Kakapo), 936 nucleotides long. RefSeq names its product basic salivary proline-rich protein 2-like. The transcript has 2 exons. Bases 1 to 936 code for a protein of 311 amino acids. NCBI's taxonomy places the organism in Eukaryota, Metazoa, Chordata, Aves, Psittaciformes, Psittacidae. The record is from RefSeq and is a predicted model, not a curated record.
AUGGGCUACAACCCUCUCAGAAAAUAUGCCAAGUCUACCAUAAGAAAUCUAAACAACAGGCUCACAGUCAUGCAGGGCUCAGCACACAGCUGGGAAGCUACCUGCCUCCCCGGCAGAGCUCGGGAGGCGGCGGGCAAUGAACGCCGGCCGCGGGCACCGCCGGGCACCUCGGCGCAGGGCGGCGGCACUGACGUGGCAGCCAAGGCCGCGGCGGAGCCGCUGCAGCCGGCCCGGCCCUCUCGCCGUCCUUCCCGCCCGGCGGUGCCGCGGCGGAGAGCACAAAGGCGGGCUGGCUGCACCGCCCCGGGCCGCCCGCGCGGCGGGAAGCGCCGGGGGCAGGUGGCAGCAGCGGCGGCCCCGGGCCCGCCUCUCCCGCCGGCGGCUCCGCCGGGUCCCCUCCCGCCUCCUCCCCUAGAAGUUUCCCUUCCUCGGCGCGGAGGAGCGGAGCGGAGGCAGGAAGGGCACCUGGCUACCGGCGAGGCCGGGACGGCGGCAGCAGCUGCUCGGCCUCACUCACCGCGCGGCAGGCUCGACUCGACUCCGCCGGAGACUUCACUCCUGCGCCUUUCCCCGCUGCCGACGUGGCGCCCGCCCCGUCGGCGCCCGCAGACCCCGCCCCAGCGCCCCGCGCGGCCCCCUCGGCGGCGGGGGGCACGCAGGCGCCGCCGCUACCGCCCCCUCCUCGCGGGCGGCCGCCGCUCAACCCGUGUACCUCCGCCGGCGCCACGCGUUCCCACCAGCCGCCCUCGGAGGGGCCGGGACGCCCCGGGGGCUUCCACGGGCUCCGGCUCGAGCGUUGUGGCCCCCCUACAGGCACCGUCCUCCGCCGAGGAACGGGGCGGGCCCAGACACACGGGGCCUGGUACCCCCAAGGGCCCGUGCGGGUCCUGCUCUGAACGGGGCCGGGACACCGCGGUGGGGGAAGGUGCCAGGUAG